AUGAUCAACACAGAUUUCCUUUCCUGCGCCGAGUCAUUCACCACAACACCCAGAGAUAAGACUUGGCUGGAAUCGACAGCACACAUUGUCGCGGAUAUGGGAUACCAGUACGACAGCUUCCCAGCCUUAAUACACCUCUUAUGGCUUCGCUGCCCUCAAGAAUGUUAUGAGAUUGAAUCUCCGUCGGAAGAUAGACCGAAUCGAUAUGCAGAUGGAGUCUGCCCGCCUUGCGGAUAUUACGAUGUCGAAGCAACUGGUACCGAUUGCCUAGUCGACAUACACACUGAGGACCAGAUUGCCGCCGAGAACACCUCUCUUGACUCUGCUGAACAACUGGCUAGAGAUCCCGAUCGCGCAGCUUAUAUCGAGGAUCUUCCCACUCUCCGCGGCAUAGAUCUAAUCGAUUUUGUUGACAAGAUCGUCGCAAAAGCCGCUUCUGACAACCCCAAGAAGAAGAUGAAAGAGAAGGCUCUGGCCUUGCAGGCCGAUGUCAUGCCCAGACUGGGCAAGAAGAGAUAUUUUGAAAUCGUCAAGUUCCACACAUCAUUCCUAGUGAGGCUCUGGGGAGCAUAUAUGAGGAGGGGAAGCGGACAAUCGGUAUGGCAGGCAAGGACCUCCCACUGGAAGCACAGAAAACAAACUUGGUUCAUAAAGAGCAAAGGUAUCAUCUACCGCGACCUCCCAAUUCGAAGAAAGAGAAUGUGGUCAAAACUAUCUCACUCAAGCCAUAGCCGACUGUAUCUUUACAAGCAGGUUAGAAUCUCUCUCUGA
This is a messenger RNA of Fusarium verticillioides 7600, 771 nucleotides long. RefSeq lists its product as hypothetical. Lineage: Eukaryota; Fungi; Ascomycota; Sordariomycetes; Hypocreales; Nectriaceae. The record is from RefSeq and is a predicted model, not a curated record. The transcript is spliced from 2 exons. The coding region runs from base 1 to 771 and encodes 256 amino acids.